CCCUCAAGCUUUUCUUCAUCUUCUUCGCCGCAAAUCCCAUUCCACAGCAUUCUAAACACUUUUUCUCUGUUUUUUCCCCUACUGGGUUCGUCGAAACUCUCUGAAAUUUCAUGUCCAGAAUGGCGUCGAAAUCAAGAAAGCCUCCCCUCCCCUACAGAUCUCCAAUUCGUCUCCGAUCCCGCCCCGCUCUUCGGCCCACGACCAACACCGUUCUCACCCCUCCUUCAGUUUCUGUGACGAAAUCGGAGCGGCAAUGGGGGAUCCGACCCGAAUACGAAGCGAUCUCCGGCGAGCUCCGCGCGCUUGCGAUGAUGGUGGAUCAAGAAAUCGGAAAAGGCGGGGACUUUGGCAAGGAGAAUCGGGGCGAUCCGACGAACCCGAGGAGCCCGUUGUUCGAGAGGGGCAAGUUGUACGAAGAGUACUCGGCGAGGAGGAACGAGAGGCUGAGGAAGAAGAAAGGCGGGCCCCCCGGGACGGAGGCGGAGGAGGAGAAGAUGAAGAAGGCGAGCUUUGGGCUCGGGGUGAGGGUAGAAUCGUCGGCAAUGAAGAGGGUUCAGAGCGGGAGGAAGCCUGUUCCGGCGACCCCUGUUUCGAGGCGGAGAGAAACUCCGGCGCCGGAGCAGACGCCGAGGUAUCUGCUGAGGAGCAUGACGGCGAAGGAUAAGAACAAGUCUUCUUUGGGUAGUGGCUUUAUUAUGAGUGCCGGAGAGAAGAAUCAGAACAAGAAGAAGAAGAGUGGAGUUGGAAUGUCCAGCUGGAGAAACGUUUGAUUUCUUCUUCUUCUUCCUUUGAUUCUUUAUAAAAAUAAUAUAUAUAUAUUCUGUGAAGAAGCUAAUAUGUCUCAUAGCUUUGGAUUAUAUGCCUACUCUGAACUAUGAAGAAGCUUUGCAUUAUUAUGCCUACUUUGAACUGUGAAGGAGGCCUUUUCAAGGCCUCUCUGUUUUUUUAGUUGUUUGAAUAGUGUUGAGUGUGUUCUAAUCAUAGUUUUCAGAACCACCGAUCAAGGCACUGGUUCACUGGUUU
Molecule: messenger RNA, 1023 nt
Organism: Cuscuta campestris
Lineage: Eukaryota; Viridiplantae; Streptophyta; Magnoliopsida; Solanales; Convolvulaceae
Source: the annotation of a GenBank genome assembly